AUGUCGACCAUGACGUUUCAGUCUAUGCCGAUUCCAUCAACGUCUGCGGCCGGAGGAAGCACCUUGAGUACAGCGGACGGGACAGAUAACGAUAUAACGCCCUCAUCAAGUCUGAAUACACGCUCUGGUGCCGCAAAAUAUCGUGGGGCGUCUGUAGAGGAUCUGCAACUGGGACCGGCAUUUGCACUCUCGAAGAACCAGAAUGUCAUGCAGGCAAUCGAACUUGCAUAUGAUCGAGACUUUUCGUACCUGCCGAUCUUGGAUCGUAAUCGACGUCCCUUGGGCUACAUUAAUGUCCCAGCCCUCAAGCAAGCUUGGGAAGCAGGCCAGAUCGAUGCGGAUGCGCCAGUUCAAAACGUAGCAACCAAAUUCGACCGUAGUUCCAAAACCGGAAGGCCGUAUUCAAUCAUUACGCCUGAUACGCCUUUGGAAGAAUUGGAAGAGUUUCUGAGGACAAAUGAUUUUGCCCUCGUGACAGACCACGGACGCAAGUUUGUCCUCGGCGUCGCAACGAAACAGGACCUGGAUAAUUUUGUGACCCGACGCGGCAAUGCGUUCUAA
Molecule: messenger RNA, 561 nt
Organism: Serendipita indica DSM 11827
Lineage: Eukaryota; Fungi; Basidiomycota; Agaricomycetes; Sebacinales; Serendipitaceae
Source: the annotation of a GenBank genome assembly